AUGUCACUCGAAACACUCGAAGAUAUGGGUGAGUUUCCGGUUUUUGCGACUAUUCAUGAAACAUACGAUUUUCAGACCCAUUCCCGGGCGCCGAUGACUCGGGCGGGCUUCUCGAGCCGAACAUGAUUCCGGCGGUGGCCACUGAAGUUGUCAUGUCCGGAGACGGAGCGGUAAUUAUUUCGAAAUUUAUAGGGGACAAGAACUUGAGCUACAGAAAUAUAGCCAUAAUUUUGUACUGGCGUGGCGCUCUGUUUCAAUUGUGAUCUUCAGCCCGGCGCCAACAGAAAACAUAGAAAAUUCUUCCCAAAUUCGAGUGAGAAACAACCGACACUCAACAAAAAGAGGGAUUUUUGAACAGAGCGCAUUCACAUUAAAAAGCCUGAUAGUAUUAAUGUAGAGAGUUUUUUAAUCGAAAACUCAUUCUAGAACUCUAUUCAGUUUCAGGACUUCCCGGGCGCCGGCGCCGAUGACGAAUAUCAGUACGAAUAUGCAUACGAGGACGCCGAUGAUCCGCAUCAUCUUCAAAUGGAAGAGGAAGAAGUGGUGGUGACCGAGGAGGAGUACCCGGGAGCGUGGAAAGAGGCUUCACACAAGUAGGAAUCCCUGAAAAUGUAGAGAAAUGUCUGAAAAUCUCGUCUUUUGCAGAAAAAUCAACCUGUACGACGUGCUCGACGAUCACAGCAAGAUUUACAUGGAGGAGAAGCCGUCGAAACGAAGCCGUCUGGGCCAUGACUCGCAAUUCGGAGAAGUCUAUCAAACGGAAACGCCCGGCGGAGAAGAAUCGGCGGCCGGAGACUUUGCAUUCGCGCCCGGAGAAGUGGAAGAAUACCGCGAGUACACGGUCUACACGAAUCGGGCCAACAAGCCGGUGGCGCACCAUCAGACGAACGCGGCCGACCGAUCAUGCCCCGGAUGCGGAAUGACGCUCCGCAGAUCCGUUUACUAUCAUCACGCGAGAAUGAUCCGCGAGAAAGGCGCUUGCAAUCUGUUCACGCCGCAGAGAUUCCCUUGUACUGAGGUAGGUGUCUGGAAUUGACUUUUUUGAGAGUUACACAUUAAUACCGAGUCAUUAUUCGUUUCAAAAUUAAAAUCGUUUUCGAAAAUUCCCCUAAAAACGCGAUUUCAGUGUGACGCCCGUAUCGGAACACUGGAAAAGUUGUGUCAACACAUGGAACAGAUCCACAAUGCGCCGACGCAAAUCAAAACUGUCAUCUUUACGAAUGAAGAGGAUUUCAAGGCGUUCCGCAUCGAGUUGGAAGGAAAAGGAGGCAAUUUUAGGAUGGCGAGAGGAAACAAAAAGAAUAAGGUACUGACUGGAGAAUAUGAAGAAAAUGAAAAGGUUUCAACUUUCAGAAAGGAGUCGUGCAAUAUUUCCGUUGUAAUCGCCUCCAAACCCUCGCGCGAUCGCAAACGUUCCGUCCGGUCGACAAUCCGGCCCUUGAGGAGCUGCCGUCGAAUCGGAAACGCGGAAGACUGCAUCAGCAAGAGUUGAGGGCGCAAAGUGCGAAACAAGUGAUUCGGACGGAGAACUCGUGCACCGCAUUCUACAAUAAGGCCUAUCUUGAUAAUGGGUACGUACUGAAAAAAUGAAGAAAACCCCGAGAAAACUAGUUUCUUGUCCAAAAUCAUCAUUUCCUGCAGAACAAUCGAAGUUCGCUACUGUGAUCACCAUUUGCACGACGACGAGAAGCUGAGACUUCCGGAUGCGGUGCGCAAGCGGGUGAUCGAGCUGGCACGCAAGAAUCUGCCGCACGUGGUCAUUCUGAUGAUUGUCAAAGACGAGAGAUUCAAGUUUUGCGACCGCAACUCGGCCAACGAUCGACGCAUUCAAGAGAUGAAGACGCAAGACAUUCGACAAGUGCUCGCCGGAAACAAUCGCGCUGAAAAGAGUGCGUUUUCGAGAAGAAGUCUCAUUUAAUCAAGCUCAAUUUCAGAAGAUUCAGCUCGUGCGCAACGUGGCGAACAGCAACGCGAAACCUCAUUCGAGAAGCAUCACAACGGAGAUGAGUAUCAGCCGGCUACUGAGUACGAUCCGACAUCGGUGUGGAACGAUCCGAGACCCAGUAAGAACUACUUCCAGAAAAAUAAUCUAGAGCAAAUUGAGAGAAUCAAACAAAAAAAUUUCCUUUCACACAUCCUCACUGAAAAAAAACGGAUAUUAAAUUUUCAGUUACCAAAGUGGAACGCUCGUACCUCUCAAACACGGAAACCCGCUAUUUGGAUCUGUUCGAGGCGAAUCGCGAGGAGAUAAUGGCCCGUUUGAACGAGAAAACGCGUGCCGAACAGGACAAAAAGUAAGGGAUGACUGAAGUUGUCACAACUUGGCAAAAAACUCGAAAAGCUAGGAGGCUUGAAUUCAGUGCAUUUUGUCAAAAAAAAAGUGAAAAAUUAGGAAAAUUAGUACGGCGAGGGGCGGAGCUUGCACUGUCAAGUUACUGUUAAUUAACAAAUUCUGCACACGCCACGCCGCAAAACUGAAACGAUAAAGAGAACAAUGAAAUUAUGUUUUUCAGAAUGCUGUACGACUCGUUCAUCCACCGUCUCUCGUCUUCGCACGAAGUGUUCAAACACCUCCACCCACGCCAAAUCGUCGCCAACGAGGGAACACUUUUGAAACUGAAAAAGGCGUUCAAUUUGCUGACGAAGAUCGAGGCGGUUCUUUUGAAUCCGCGCAGAGAGACGGGCGCGCCAGUCCACUUCAGUUCGUACAUUCGGAUGAUGGAGGACGAGUAUCGGCUUGAACGAGCCCGCAGUUUGGAGCACUCCGAGCAGGAACGGCGGGCGGAAGUCGAUGGGGAAGAAGUGAGGAACACGGGCGGAGCGGGCGCCGAGGAGAUUGACGUGGUGGGCCUCGACGAGGAGGAGUACCAUCACAUGCACCAUCGGGGACAAGAAGUGGAGGAAGAGGAAGUGGGACGGUAUCAUCAUCACGAAGAGGAGACGGACGAGUUCCCGACGGCCAUGGAAGAGGACGACUACUUGCGCGGACAGAUUGUCGAAGAGGAGGAAGUUGAGAUUGAGAUGGAGCAAGGUCAGGAAGAGGAGGAGCUGGUGGAUCCGGAAACGGUCGAGGAGGAGGAGGAGGAGAUACAUGUGGAAGUGCACGAGGAGCAAGAAGGAGCAGAUGAGGAGAUGGUACGGGAAGAGCUUCACAAUUCUAAAUGAAAAUAGUUUUUUUUUUCUGUAGUCGCUGAAAGAUUUGCGUUUCAGAAGCUUCUCAUGAUAAUUUUUGAGUUCCUUUCACUCAAAGCAAAAAAAAAAACGUUUGAAUUUUCAGAACGGCGACGAGGAAGAAAAGGAAGGCGAAUCGGCCGAGCCGACGGUGACGAGAGCCGGACGAAUUGUGAAGAAGAAACCGCUUUUCGAAUCUUAA
This is a messenger RNA of Caenorhabditis sp. 36 PRJEB53466, 3373 nucleotides long. NCBI's taxonomy places the organism in Eukaryota, Metazoa, Nematoda, Chromadorea, Rhabditida, Rhabditidae. The record is from the annotation of a GenBank genome assembly.